UAAAUUGUCCCUCCGCGGACUUUGUACUUCCUGAUAUGGGUGCGGAUUUUAUUGUCAACAGAUGACUCCACAAACUUUGGAGGCUAAACGAAAGUGACCGGUCUGGCUUUCUCACAUGAGGCUUUUAGAGAAUCAAACUAGAGUUUAAAACAGUGGAUACCGGCGGGGAUGCGGCGUCAGUAUGGGGAACAUCUUCGGCAAAAAGAAACGCAGUCGGGUGACGGAGCAGGACAAGGCGGUGCUGCAACUGAAACAGCAGAGGGAUAAACUGAGGAUGUACCAGAAGAGAAUCAACCUCCAGCUGGACAAGGAAAGACUCCUGGCCAAACAGCUUCUGAAAAAUGGCAGAAAAGACAAAGCGCUUCUCUUACUGAAGAAGAAACGCUAUCAAGACCAACUUCUGGAAAAGACAGACAACCAGAUUAGCAACCUGGAGAGAAUGGUUCAAGACCUUGAGUUUGCUCAGAUUGAAAUCAAAGUCAUCGAGGGGCUCAAAGUUGGAAAUGACUGUCUGAAGAAGAUGCAUGAGGUGAUGUCCAUUGAGGAGGUGGAGCGCAUAAUGGACGAGACUCAAGAUGCUGUGGAGUAUCAACAGCAAAUCGACGAGAUGCUGGCGGGCGCUCUGACUCAGGAGGAUGAAGACGCAGUCCUGGCUGAGCUGGAGGCCAUCACCCAGGGAGACGUUCUGCUUCCUGAGGUUCCGUCGGAGGAGCUGCCCGAGGUUCCGGAACCGUCCGAAGAGGAGCCAGAGCGGGAGCGGGAACGGCCCAAGAGGAAUCAGGACAGAGAGAUGCUCGCCGUCUGAGAGUGGAUUUCUCUGCGAUGACUCCGUUCAAACAGUCCUACCUUCAAACACACACACGAGCAAACACACUCCAAAACACAACCUUUUUGUUAUUUUUUACAUAUAGCCGAAGCUGCUCUCAUGCAUCUGUGAUCAAGAUAAGCCGAGCUGCUGUCUAUCCAAUCCCAUCGCACCGCAGUACAGUCCAGCGCUCUGAUUGGUUCACUAUCCAGCACAGAACCGCAGACCUCCGGUAGAGUGAAUGAAAGCUCUGAACGUUUUCAACAAUUUGUGCCUAAGCCUUCUUGUUUUUAAUUAUUAUUUUUUUAAAUAGAAAUAUGAUUGCCUCGCCAACGCCAUUGGGCUAGAGUGCUAUCAAAGUCAAUCUGACAAGGCCCAAAGCCAUUGGCCGCUGUCAAUCGCUGCUUGAUUUGCGAUAAAUUAAUGAUUUGAUCCAAUGAGGUUCGGAAUUCUAAACAGUAGAAUGUUCUAUUGGAAAAAGGCGUUGUUUUAAUAUAUAUAUAUAUAUAUAUAUAUAUAUAUAUAUAUAAAAAUAUAUAUAAAGUAACAUUUUUUUUUUAAUCCAACAUUCUACUGCAAUAUUCUAUAUAUCUACUGUAUAUCUAUAUAUAGAUAUUAUUCCGAUUUCCAACAGGCCCCCCAUGAUUCUCCCCAACCCCCCUGUGCCACCUCAAUAAAACAAAUCCUGGCCUCGCCCCUGGGUGAGGAGAGCUUCUGGACUAUCAGUCCCAGCCUUGAAGACCUCUUCUACCCUUGUUUUAAAGUAUUAACCACUAGCAGUAAUCCUUGUUAUCAUAUAGGCUUAACUAAUCCAAUCCGCAACUCGUACAUGUUAACUGUAAUUGAGAGCUCGCUACCUUGUGAGUGCUCACAUCAGCCUGCGACAGGGUAACUUUGAACUUUGUGCAAAGCCUUCAGGGUCUUAUGGUCACUAACAAUGCGUGUAUACCUUUUAUAUCUAAGUCUGCACAACAGUGUAAGUGUGUCUUCAGCCAGACAUUUUUUUAAAUUGUUGCUUCAGUCGGAGGGACAUAAACCGUUGGAUGAAACUGGUUUUCUCUCACCGUGAGGUGACAAUGUACCAUUUCUUUUGAAUAAUCAACAAUAAACGGAUCUUCUAUUUGACUUGUCCACUGCAUAAAGUACGGGCAUUACUCAAGCAGUGCCCAUCAUUCACCACUAGGUGGCAGUGCAGCUCAACUUAAAAAUUCCUGCAAGCUAGAAAGCCUAUAAAAGUUUGGGUAUAUGUACAAUUAAUAUGCAACGCUUUCUUUGUUGGCGAACUACUUUUCCUGACACCUUAACCGUCAACGUUGACCCUUAAACCUUAUUAUCAUAUAUUAUAUAUAUGUAUAUAUUUGAUAAACAUCUUAAAACAGCUUGGAUGUGGUGAAUAGAUCAGGCCAGCCAUUUGUAUGAAGUGUUUCUGAAUCAUGCAUGAUAUUUCUGAUGUAGAUACCCGACUGGAGAGAAAUUAAAACAACAUGGUAUAAAGACAAA
Molecule: messenger RNA, 2305 nt
Organism: Gadus morhua (Atlantic cod)
Lineage: Eukaryota; Metazoa; Chordata; Actinopteri; Gadiformes; Gadidae
Product: charged multivesicular body protein 6
Exons: 8
Coding region: 182-805 (207 amino acids)
Biological process (GO): vesicle budding from membrane; late endosome to vacuole transport via multivesicular body sorting pathway
Cellular component (GO): ESCRT III complex; multivesicular body
Source: RefSeq, a predicted model, not a curated record